Molecule: messenger RNA, 357 nt
Organism: Sphenostylis stenocarpa
Lineage: Eukaryota; Viridiplantae; Streptophyta; Magnoliopsida; Fabales; Fabaceae
Source: the annotation of a GenBank genome assembly
AUGGCAACAUUCAUGCUGAAGUUAAUGCUAUCUCUACUUUUCCUGUCCAUGAUUCCUCCAGAAACAGCAUAUGCGGAGUUUGAGCAAUGGUGUGUUGCUGAUGAGCAGAGCACUGAGAAUGAAUUGCAGACAGCCUUGGACUGGGCAUGUGGAAAAGGAGGUGCAGAUUGUAGAAAAAUUCAAAUGAACCAACCUUGCUAUUUUCCAAACACAUUAAAAGACCAUGCUUCUUAUGCCUUCAACAGCUACUAUCAGAAGUUCAAGCACAGUGGAGGUUCUUGCUACUUCAGAGGAGCUGCCAUGACAACAGAAGUGGAUCCUAGUCAUGAUUCUUGUCACUAUGACUUCAUUCCAUGA